GCGAGACUGACAAGUUUUAUCCUUUUAAAGUAAUAAUAAAGAAACAAAAUUAAAAUAAGUGGAAUUUUUGUGGAAGCAUUUGUAAAAGCAAUCAAUGGUUCACGACGGUGAUCCAUCGUUCCUAUUCACCUUAAAAAUGAAAAGACAGAACAUCAGAACUUUAUCGCUGGUUGUUUGUACGUUCACGUACCUUCUUGUUGGUGCAGCAGUGUUCGACCGACUUGAAUCUGAAACAGAAGCGAUUAGAUGGGAAGUUCUUAAAACAGCUAAAGAAAACUUUCAUCGGAAGUACAACAUGACAGAAGAAGAUUAUCGAAUGCUGGAAAUUGUGAUAAUUGAAAAUAAGCCACACAAAGCUGGUCCACAAUGGAAGUUUGCUGGUGCUUUCUACUUCGCAACAGUUGUCCUGGCUAUGAUCGGUUACGGUCACAGCACGCCAAAUACAAAUGCAGGAAAAGCUUUUUGCAUGAUUUAUGCAAUGGUUGGAAUUCCUUUAGGUCUCGUGAUGUUCCAGUCGAUUGGUGAACGUCUCAACAAAUUUGCUUCAGUCAUUAUUCGAAGAUUUAAAAUUUUCAUGAAAUGUUCGCAAACAGAAGCAACUGAAAUCAAUUUAAUGGCAGCGACUGGUUUUUUGUCUUCUAUCAUCAUAUUAACAGGUGCUGCAGUGUUUUCAAAAUAUGAGGGGUGGUCGUAUUUUGAUUCUUUUUAUUACUGUUUUGUUACACUUACUACUAUUGGAUUUGGAGAUUAUGUCGCACUACAAAAUGAUAAAGCUUUGAUUAACAAUCCUGGUUAUGUGGCACUGUCUUUGGUCUUUAUUCUGUUUGGAUUGGCUGUUGUUGCUGCGUCAAUUAAUCUUUUAGUUUUGAGAUUUAUGACAAUGAAUGCAGAAGACAUGAGAAUUGAGAAUGAAGAGAUGGCAAAAAAAGAAAUGAAGACACAAGUUAUGACUUAUGAAGGUGAACGAAAUAUCGUUCCAACAAAUACUAAAAUUGCAAAUACAACAACUGAACAAGACGAACAAGUGUCAGCGUGUAGUUGCAAUUGUAUGGGCACAAGCAGUGGUCACACUGAAAACGGUCAGUUACUUAUCGAUGGUUAUCUUCCAACUGAUCUUGUGACAAACUCUAUCAGCUUUAAAAGGGCGUCUGUUUAA
Molecule: messenger RNA, 1156 nt
Organism: Clunio marinus
Lineage: Eukaryota; Metazoa; Arthropoda; Insecta; Diptera; Chironomidae
Source: the annotation of a GenBank genome assembly